AUUAAUAAACCUAUACUUAUGUUUCAUUUAUAUAUUUAUAUAAUGAUAGUGUUAUAGUUAUUAUAAACUUUAAUAAUAAAGAAUAUAGAAAAAUGAAAUUUAAUUUAUCAAGAUUAUUAUAUGAAAAAGAACUUGGCACCAGGUCAUAUCAAAAGAUUAAUGAUAUACCAAAUGAUUUUUUAAAUCAACAAAAUAAAAAGAUCACAAAGUUAUGGAAGUUAUUAGAAUCACUUUACAGUUUUUUAAAUUAUGAAGCUUUAAAUAUAAACCAAAUUAGACAAAUACUAGAAGAUAUUGCAUUUUGUUUAAAUAGUAAUGAUAAAUUUAAAAAUUAUUUUAUGUCAUUACAUGGACAUUAUUAUAUUAGAUUAAUAUUAAUAGUAAAUAUAGAGUCUAAAGAAGUUCAAUUGUUAACGUUAAAAAUAAUUAAAUUAAUGUCUCCACUUCAAGAGUUCACACAAUGGGUUAUGGGAUCAGACGAUAUGGUUUCAUUAAUAUUUAGAUUAUUACACAAUAGAUCAUUGGUUGAAGAUGUACUCAAGACUCUAAACAGUUUGUUUUUGGAAUCAAGUGAACCUUUCGACCUAAAGAAAAUUCAAGAUUUUUAUAAGAUUUCAAAUCUAAUAAUAAACAAUUCCAAAUUAUAUUUAUUCAUCAGAAUGCUUUUCACUUCAUGCACUGAUUUCAACUAUCAUACUUCUGAGGAUGAUGACGAUGAUUCCUCUCUUGAAAAAAUUAUUGAACAAAAAAUCAAUAAUUUACAAACCAUUUAUAGUAUAAACCAAUCAAUAGUAUUGGGAAUACCUAAUUUUUUAAAAAAAAUAACAUUGUUAUUAAAGAAAUCAACGCACAGUGAUUGGAUAUCACCAUUAAUUAGAGACGAUGAAAAUUAUGGUAUUGGCAGCAACAUAAAUAGCGAUGGCGAUUUAGAAGAUUUAGAAACGGCAAAUUACAACUAUAGAAUGAUAUAUAUAGAGAAUAUUUCAGAUGUAUUAUAUAGUUUAAAUAUUGAAACCGAAAAUGUGGAUGACAAUGACCUUUUAAAAGUUUUAAAAGAUUAUACAACCGCAGAGUGCCAAACUGAAAUAUUAUUCAUCUUAUAUAUUUUACUAUCUGGUACAAGGAAGUCUCAAGCCAUAAUACUUUUGAAUCAAUUUAAUUUCCUCGAUACUUUGAUUUUAUUGUUUAAAUCAAUCGAUUGGAAAAAACAGGAGUAUAAGGAAGAUUCAAGUCCCUUUUUUGCAAAGAAAAUGUAUAUUAUAGAUUUAUUAAUAGUUUGGUGUGACAUAGAUGUGGUUUUAUCAAUGGGUAAUCUUUUAUCAUUAAAAUAUGAAAAAGAAAUCCAAAAUAAUAAAAAACAACAACUAUUAAAUUCAGCAGCGCAGGAUAAAGAAAAUAAAGAAAAUAUAGAAAAUAUAGAAAAUAUUGUAGAUUUAAUUUUUAAAGCAUAUAAAGAUAGUUUUACUUUAGAGAAAGAGCACCUAUCAAUAUCCUAUUUAAUGGAGUCAAUGGUUAGAACUUGGCCAAAUCAAUCACUUCAAAAUUACUUUUUAGAAAAUAAACUUUUGGAAUCAUUGGUUGAAGAAAUUUUAACGAAUGAUAUUAGAUUCAUGGAAAACGCAUUCGAUCUUUUUGGGGAAUUAAUUAAAAAUAAUAGAAAUAGCUUCAGUAUAUUAAAUCAUUAUUUAAAUGCAAUGGAAUUAUCAAAAGAUAAUAAUAAUGAGAACCAAAAACAAAAUAUUACAGAAAAGUUCUUUAGUUUAUUUUUAGAUAAUUUAAAUAGUUCAAAUGUUUGUUUAAGAUAUAUUUCAAUUUCUCUUUAUAGUUUUAAGAAUGAAAAUAGUUUAAAUUCAAAUAAUGAAAAUUAUUUACCCUAUCCAUUGGAGGAAUGUAAAGUCUAUAAAUUUUUUAACAAUAAUAAAGUUAAAAUUUUUCUUCAUUUAUUGGAUAUGUUAACACCCGAGACUAUAAGCGCCGAAAAUAUAUGUUGCCUAAACACCGCUUUGACUUUUUUACUAUUGGCUAAAAAAGAGAAUCAGUGUGAUGUUUUUUAUGAUGCUUUAAGAGAUACCGGCAUAGAACCAUUUCCCCGACUUGAUAAAAUAAAAUCUUUGUUUUUAAUUUGGAGGCCAUUCUAUAUUUACAGUCCAGAAGAUAGAAUAAAAUUAGAAUUUUCUUCAACAUUUUCAUUUAAUCAUUUUUGUGAAUGUGUUAAAGAAAUUUCAAAUUUGUAA
Messenger RNA from Dictyostelium purpureum, 2234 nucleotides. RefSeq lists its product as uncharacterized. Gene Ontology annotation, molecular function: phosphatase binding. Lineage: Eukaryota; Evosea; Eumycetozoa; Dictyosteliales; Dictyosteliaceae. Bases 93 to 2234 code for a protein of 713 amino acids. The transcript has 6 exons. Gene Ontology annotation, cellular component: Cul4A-RING E3 ubiquitin ligase complex. The record is from RefSeq and is a predicted model, not a curated record. Gene Ontology annotation, biological process: ubiquitin-dependent protein catabolic process.